GAUGUCCUGGGGCUCAUUCUUGCGUUUCGAAAUUUGGUUGUAGUGUUGGUUUAGGGCAUUUUCUAUUUGUGGUGCAUUGCAAGCUGUGAUUUAACUUAUUCUUUCUCGCGUUGGGUUAUGCUUCAGAGGAGGGUUUUUGUUCUGUUUCUUGUUUGUUUGUUCGUUCGUUUGUUUGUUUGUUUUUAUUUUGGGAGGUUUGGAGAAAGUUCAUUUGUUUUAUGAGGUUCGUUUGUGGGUAUUGUGGGUGAAAUGAACAUGGGAUUCUGGGGUUUGAGUGGCAGAGAGGUUUUACGUGUGCGUAAAGAGUGUCUGCCGUGGUUUAGUGAGUGACCAGGAUAAUCGUCUGGUUUGUCAGGAUUGGAGAGCUAUUGCAGUUAGGAGAUCAGAAACUUCCGUGCGCUGUGGUGAUCAUCUUGUCAUUGAUUAUCCCAAGGUAAGAGGGUCUAAACGUCGAAAACAUGACUAUCCUGUAUGCCUUAGUAGCGAGGGGGACGGUCUUGCUUGCGGAGUUUAGUGCUGCAUCAGGAAAUGGAAGCACCAUCGCUCGCCGCAUCUUGGAGAAGAUUCCUCCAGGAGGAGACAGUCGUGUGUCUUAUUCUCAAGAUCGGCACAUUUUCCACAUUAUGAAAGCUGAUGGCUUGACUUUUCUUUGCAUGGCUAGCGAUUCAUUUGGAAGAAGGAUUCCUUUCUCAUAUCUUGAGGAUAUCCACAUGAGGUUUAUGAAAAACUAUGGUAAGGUGGCAAGUACUGCCUUAGCAUAUGCAAUGAACGACGAAUUUUCCAGAGUUCUGCACCAGCAGAUGGAGUAUUUCUCCCGCAAUCCAAAUGCGGAUACCAUAAACAGAGUGAAAGGGGAAAUUGCAGAAGUUCGGGCUGUCAUGGUGGAGAACAUUGAUAAGGUGCUGGAGAGAGGUGACCGCAUCGAAUUGCUGGUGGAUAAGACAUCCACUAUUCAAGACAAUACCUUUCGUUUCAAGAAACAGUCACGCCGAUUGCGACAAGCCAUGUGGAUGAAGAAUGCCAAACUUUUGGCAACCUUAACUUGUAUCAUCAUAGUUUUUCUCUACAUCAUCAUCUCAUUCUUCUGUGGUGGAAUUUUUCUUCGGGGUUGCCGAAGUUAAGUGUGUCCAACAUAAUUGGACUUACACUACCUUUGGACCUUCUAUCAAGUAUAUUUGCAUGGAGAAAUUCUAUGGGUCACGCGGGUAAACCUUGGUUCCCUUUGGAAGGAUUCGCAACAUGUUGGAAGGGUAUCUUUCAAGCAUUUUUAAGUUAUUUUGAUGAAAGGAGUAGAGCAGAGUUCGUGACCUUCCCAAGUUUUCUAGAUUCUGACAAGUAAAUGGAUUCAGAGUUUGUGAUGAAUUAAUAACUGUAGCGUAGUGAUUUUCUCCUGUUCAGCGAUUGAAUAUGCGAGAUGAGUGCUGUACUGUAAGUGUAUAGGCUAGGUUGAUAUAGAUGCAACGUGGUGACAAGCACUCUCUAGUUUAGGGUGGAGGAUGAUUUGUAGGUUGUUGGUUAGUUCAUUUACUAAACUAGAUUCUCAAGUUCGAUUGUAGGUUACAAGUGGAGAUGAUGAUUUAACCAACAAUGAUUUACAUGAUCUGGUUCUGUUGUAAUGAUUCUACAACAUCUUGUAGAACAUGUUCAGGCAAAGCACUCCUUGUUUAUGUACAA
This is a messenger RNA of Physcomitrium patens, 1674 nucleotides long. Its product is annotated as vesicle-associated membrane protein 714. The record is from RefSeq and is a predicted model, not a curated record. NCBI's taxonomy places the organism in Eukaryota, Viridiplantae, Streptophyta, Bryopsida, Funariales, Funariaceae. Gene Ontology annotation, cellular component: membrane. Gene Ontology annotation, biological process: vesicle-mediated transport.